Molecule: messenger RNA, 504 nt
Organism: Klebsormidium nitens
Lineage: Eukaryota; Viridiplantae; Streptophyta; Klebsormidiophyceae; Klebsormidiales; Klebsormidiaceae
Source: the annotation of a GenBank genome assembly
AUGACGAGCAGCGCGCGGCAGAGCAUUUUGCUGCGGCCAAAGCGGCCCCAAUCGCAGACUAACCAGCAGAACAUCGACAAGGAGCACGAUGCCCACGUGGCAGCGCUGAAGGCCAAGAGCGAGAAGUACCGGAUCGUCGAGAGCGAGCUGCGCAAGUCCAUCGCGCCCGAAAAGGACGACAAAUUCUUGAAACAAUCCGAAGUACGUAGCGUGAUGGAAGCUCAGCUGCGUCUCAAGGAGGAGAUGAAAUUGGCGGAAGCAGAGCGCGAGAUGGCGGUUUUCGAGGAGGCGCGCGGCGCCAAGUUCUCUGACGAGGUCGCGACGCGCGAGGAGGAGCGGCAAGCGCGCGAGAAGCGGGACUACCUCAAACAGGUCAUGGAGGAAAACAAGAAGUUGGUCGCCUUGCGGAAUGAGAUGGCGCGGCAGCGGAAGCAGCAGGAGAUCGAAGAAGACCGGGCGAGGCCCUUGUCGGCGAGCCACUGGGACCGCCAGCACAUGCGGUGA